AUGUCGGGAAUAUUAGAUAAGGUGAAAGACAUGAUUGGAGGGGAUAGCGAUGAGGAGAGCAAGGGGAAAAAGUAUAACCAUCACAAAGAUGAUGAAGACGAAGAUGAAGGCAUAAUCGAUCAGAUCAAGGACAUAAUCAUCGGCGAUAAAGACGGCGACAAGCAGCAUCAAAGAAAAAUCAAAGAAGAUAGACACCAUAAGAAAGAUAUAGACGAUAAACAUCACAAGAAAAGUGAUCCUAAGCAGAAAGAAGAAGGGCUAAUGGGUAUGCCCAAAGAUAAAUUCCAUGGUGAUGAUGAGGAUCGUGAUCGUAAACAUAAAAACGAUGAUAAACAACAUAAGAAAGAUGAUCAUAAGCACAAGGAAGAAGGGAUAAUGGGUAUGUCAAAAAACAAAUUUCACGGUGACGAUGAUGAUGAUCGUGAUCGUAAAGAUAAAGGCGGCGAUAAACAUCAAAUGAAAGAUAAAUACAAUAAAUAUCACAAGAAAGACAAAGAGGAUAAGCACAACAAAAAAGCUGAUCAGAAAUACAAGGAAGAAGGUUUAAUAGGUAUGAUCAAAGACAAAUCCUACAAUGACAAUGCUAAUCAUGACCAUUGUGAUAGUAGUCGUAGUUGUGACAACAAUCGAGAUCGUGAUCCCGAUCCCGAUAAUAGUCAUGGUUAUUGUGAUAGUGGUAGUGAUCUUGAUAGUAACCAUGGUAGCGAUGGAGAGAGGAAGAAAAAAAAGAAGGGAAAGAAGUAUAAAGAUGACCAUAGAAGUGGCAGUGACAGUGAUCGUGAUCAUUAG
This is a messenger RNA of Hibiscus syriacus, 789 nucleotides long. RefSeq names its product protein starmaker-like. Bases 1 to 789 code for a protein of 262 amino acids. Lineage: Eukaryota; Viridiplantae; Streptophyta; Magnoliopsida; Malvales; Malvaceae. The transcript has a single exon. The record is from RefSeq and is a predicted model, not a curated record.